AUGUCAACUUUGCAAAGACGUAGAGGAGGAGGAGGCUCGAAGACUGCCUCCGACAGCGGAAACAACGAUACGUUAUCAAAUGGGGACUCAAAGGGUAAGGCAGAUACUAGCAUCAACGCCGAGGACCACAAAAUCGGCUACGAUGAUAGAGACAUAGUUGAUCGUAAGGAAUUGAAUCUCCCUCUUUUGACUCUAAUGGAGGAGGUUCUCCUUAUGGGUUUGAAGGAUAAGGAGGGCUAUCUUUCAUUCUGGAAUGACAAUAUUUCGUAUGCCCUCAGAGGGUGUAUACUUUUGGAAUUGGCUUUUAGAAACAAGAUCACUUUAGUCAAUGACCCAGCCAGACGUAGGUUUGAGUUGUCCGAUAGAUUGGUGGAAGUCAUCGACUCAGAACCCACUGGAGAAGUUUUGCUUGAUGAAGCUUUAAAAAUUAUGAAGAACGAUGAAUCCAAUUUAUCGGUUACUAACUGGAUAGAUUUACUCUCUGGUGAGGCAUGGACUUUGAUGAAGAUUAAUUAUCAAUUGAAACAGGUCAGAGAAAGAUUGGCCAAGGGGCUCGUUGACAAGGGUGUAUUGAGAACUGAACGUAAGAACUUCUUUUUAUUCGAUAUGGCAACCCACCCUGUUGCUGACAAGCUCAGCAAAGAACAGAUAAAGAACAGAAUAUUAAACUUGUUGAUUUCUAGAAAUGUUGACUUGGAAACCGCCAACGUUUCAGACCAAUUUCCCAAGAACACCCUGUUCAAAUACUUACGAUCAAUUGCAUUGGUAUGUGGAUCGUAUGCUGCAAAUGUGUUGGAAAAUGUAGUGAUAUCAUUAAAUUAUGACAAACGUGAUCAAGCAUUUGCUAGGGCCGAUGAAAUAUUGAACGACUACAGCGAUUACCCGUUCAAUAUUGGAAAGACCUCCAGCCCAUUGGGGUUGGGCUUGAAUUUGGGCCAAGAAGUUUCGCAAGAGAUAGAAACAAGUUCUGCUAGCGACUUGCAGUUGGAAUUAGUUGCGGCUGUGUUAGGUGUCUUCGCAAGAAUGGACUCAAUCCUCUAA
Messenger RNA from Dujonia railenensis, 1041 nucleotides. NCBI's taxonomy places the organism in Eukaryota, Fungi, Ascomycota, Pichiomycetes, Serinales, Debaryomycetaceae. The record is from the annotation of a GenBank genome assembly.